AUGAGAGGAGUAUUUAUAAGCCAGUUCCACUGUGAGCUUUACGCAUCCACUGAGGUUGUAUCGCGAGUGACUUCGGGCAACGGCCAAGUUGCGGACAGCAUAGAGACGAGUGAUAAAUUCGGGAAUCGGUACGCCCUAUUUGAGGUCAUUGUGCAGUCAGGCAUCGAGUCAUGGACUAUCAAGCGAUCAUUAAG
Molecule: messenger RNA, 194 nt
Organism: Sphaeroforma arctica JP610
Lineage: Eukaryota; Ichthyosporea; Ichthyophonida
Exons: 2
Source: RefSeq, a predicted model, not a curated record